CCAUCUUUCCUUAUCGUAUAAACAGUGCGACCGGGCGCAGCGCGAAUUCUCGCCGUGGAAUCGUGGAUUUCCCAGUGUUUUUGAGUGAUUCGCACGCGAAGAGAUGUCUGACGCAAAGACGGAGACCAAGAGCGACAACAACAUCGAGGAUGCGUCCAAGGAACAGUCGACGGAGGAGAAACCGACUCCGACGAAAAACAAACGAAGCGGCACCAAGAGGCUCUCCACUCUCGAAAGGACCGCUCAGGAGGGCGAGGCAAUUAUAAAGGGCAUGAACAAAUCCGUCGGCGAGGUAGAAGGCAGGAGACGCACUCGCAGUUCAGCCAGAGGCCUAACUUCGACAACGCCAGUGCCAUCACCACCCAAGAAGGAGAAGAGGGAAACAUCGACGCGGGGUGGUGGCGGUGGCCGCGGACGUGGACGUCCCAAGAGGCAGGAGAAGAACAAUGAGAAUAAUACGGACGAGGAAACGUCCAACAACAAAAGCGAAAAACACACGGAAGAGGAGUCCACAAAGAUGGAGGUAGACGAGGAGAAGGAGGAGAAGGAGGAGAAGGAGAGCAAGGCGAUACAGAACGAAGACAAAAACGCGGAGGGCGUGGACAGUAAAGACAGUAAAGACGCUGAGAAAGUGACCGAUGCCAAUUCCAAGGACGAGAAGGUGACGGAGGAGUCGGAGAACGUGGACGAGGCUAAGAGCACCACUCCCUGUGAAGAGAAGAAGCAAGAGGAAAUGAAGGACAGCUCGGACUCGAGUCAAGAUGCGACGGACACAGCAGCGGAAGCGCCACCCUUAUCCUCAUCGGAGUCCCAAAAUCCCUCCAACACUGUUACUACUGAGGAAAACAAGGAAUAACCUCCUUUCGCCUGUUUUACCACUACUUUUAUGAGGUACCAAGGCGGCGCACAUAUUGGGGUCACACAAAUCCAGUCCCCCCUCGUCUAUUUUAACUAAUUAACACCUUCUUGUCGAUCGUUGCUUCAACCAGCGCAUUAUAGUUUUGCUUUUAUUUUGUCAUUAUAUGCCUAUAGAUAACGCGGCUUUUCGAAAAAUAUAUAACAAAAGUCCAUAGAGUCUGCUAUGUUGGUACGAAUUAGCGUUAAAAGAUUGACUCAUUUUUUCUCUCUCUGCCUACAUUAUAUAUUAUUGUAUCUUCGUAGAAAACUAUUAUACUCUUUAUCUUGAUCUGGAAAUGAGAAUUCUGAUAACACAAUAAUCUAGGAAGAGAUAGCUAAAUCGUUAAUCUAGCGUUAAUUCAAAUUGUCAGUGUAAUCCUAAAAUCUUUUCAAUCAUUUAGACAGUUUUUUUUCUUCGUGUUCUCUUUUUCACAUUAUUAUUAUUUUCAAUUUUCAUUAAAAUAGAGCGGCUCUGGCUAAAGUAAAUCUAGCCAAAUCAAUUUUUCUUUAUCUGAAUUAACAAACUUUUUUUGGUGAUGUUCUAUAUAGCAUGUAUAUUAUAUUUAUAUAUUUAAAAUUUUAUUGUUUUUGUCGAGUAAUAUAAAAAUCUUGUCAUUGCGCUGGUUAAUUAGCGAUAAGCAACGCGAGGUGUAGAGCAUACGUUGUUCAUGUACAAUGAUAAUAUUAUUGUAAAAUAUAUUUAAUAUGGACUUAUAUAGAGAGAGAAGUUGUUUUCAAAUCAGAGCUGACAUCCGGGUCCUAUAGUAUAAUGUCCUACGAUUCAGAUCUGAUGUGGAAGUAGCUAAAGAUUAAUUCGUACAUAGCAAAUUACUGUAAUACCUUUAUCGUAUAUAAAUAGUGACUGAAUGAAGUGGAAUAUAUGAGAACUAUGGUGAAAUGAUUUCUCUUUUUCAUGGAUUAAGCGGAAAUAAAAUUUCUGAGAAACGCGUUGCGGCGUUAUCUAUGCUUUCCUCCCUCGCAUAAGUGUCUACUAAUAAUUAUUAAUUUCUAAUCCUUUCGCCGGUAAACAAACUAUUUCAGCAGAUCGUGUUUCUUUUCUUUUUUUAGCGAUUGAAAGACCAAUGCUUGUUUAUCGAGUGAAAAUUUCUCACUGUCAUUGACUGUUUCGUUCGCUCAAUAUCAUUACGACUUUUUAUUGCGAGAUCUUUCAGAGAGCAUCCCUGUUUUUUUUUUAUUAGUCCAAUAUUAAAUAUGUUAAUAUUAUUGUGUAUUUGAACUGUGUUGCGAGUGUACAGUUAGAUUAUACAAUUGAUGCACUUAUAUCUAGAGGAAAUCGCACACACACACACACACCUGAGACACCAAUAGUACGCGAAUCUAAUACAGUAUGUUUAUUAUGUAAAUGUGUGCAAUGAAGAAAGGGAUUCUCGUAAAUAUGCGGGGAUCUUGCAAUGAAAAAAAAACUAAC
Wasmannia auropunctata (little fire ant) is the source of this 2326-nucleotide messenger RNA. RefSeq names its product chromosomal protein D1-like. Bases 104 to 856 code for a protein of 250 amino acids. The transcript has 4 exons. The record is from RefSeq and is a predicted model, not a curated record. Lineage: Eukaryota; Metazoa; Arthropoda; Insecta; Hymenoptera; Formicidae.